This is a messenger RNA of Macroventuria anomochaeta, 1611 nucleotides long. RefSeq names its product WD domain-containing protein. The record is from RefSeq and is a predicted model, not a curated record. The coding region runs from base 1 to 1611 and encodes 536 amino acids. The transcript is spliced from 2 exons. Gene Ontology annotation, biological process: rRNA processing; DNA-templated DNA replication. Gene Ontology annotation, cellular component: nuclear pre-replicative complex. Gene Ontology annotation, molecular function: protein binding. Lineage: Eukaryota; Fungi; Ascomycota; Dothideomycetes; Pleosporales; Didymellaceae.
AUGCUCACUGAACAAUUUGUGGCCGCCAUAUCUGGCUCCACGAAGCCAAAUACUGGCGUUACCAAAGAUCAGGGUAUCUUCAUUCACGAGUUCCAACCCUUGGCGGCACAGCGUCAUGUCUUCAAGAAGAGCGCGACUGCUCAGAACGGCAUUGCUAUGACCAGCACACAUAUUUUCGCCGCGCAAACCGAGAAAGCCAUUAUACACGUAUACAGCCGGGAGAAGGGCAAUCAGGAAGCUAUUGUGCCGUUUCCCGAGAGGAUUCACAGCAUUGCGCUUGCGGCGCAGGACACAGUACUGUUGCUGGGAGCUGAGAGUGGGCGAGUGCUGGCUUGGGAGAUAUGCUCAGGUCGUCUCGUCUCCACGUCCACUUCUCACCUUCAGCCUGUGACGUCUAUCGUUGUCGAUCCUUCCUCGAACUUCUUCCUUUCUGGCUCUGCAGACGCUAUGAUACACGUGUGGGCACUACCGUCGAUUCUUUCGUUUUCGUCCGAUACUUCUCGUUCACCUGUUCACACCUUGUCUACGCAUCGUGGACCUAUUUCGUCUAUUGCGUGCGGACACAGCUCUAGCACCGCCAACAUUGCAGUGUCCAUAUCAGGAGACAAGACGGCGAUUGUAUGGGACUAUCACAACGGCCAGGCGCUUCGCACAUACCUCCUGCCAGAAACGCCGACAGCAGUGACUCUGGAUCCAGCCGACAGAGCAUGCUUUAUUGCUUACACAGAUGGCAGUCUGCAGACAGUAGACUUUUACGACGAUAUCCAGAAGACCACAUCGACCGACGUUCUGCGAGACGCCCCAUCGUCACACCGACCUAUACAACCUUCACCAAAGACCAGGUUCGGUGCUGAUUCGCAAAAGCUGGGAGGGGCUCUUACUCUGAGUCUAAGCUGGGAUGGCACAACUCUUCUCUCCGGGCAUAGCAGCGGAAAGAUUGCUGCCUGGGAUAUUGCGAAGGGCAAUUAUCUUUCCACCUUGGCCAACUUGCCAGGACCUGUAUCAAGCUUGCAAUUCUUGCGUCCUACAGGCUUCUCGAGCGCCACUGAGCCCACCUUCAAAAUUCAGACAAUCGUCAAACCGAAACAAGACGCAGGGUUGACAGGCAGCAGCAGUGGCUUGGUCCCCUCAAACUACAACCCAAACAUGCAGUUCACUGGUCGAGUGAACACCAUAGCGGUAUCAGCCACAGAUAGGCGGUCCACCAAGACAAGCUCGUUCGCGGAGGCCCUCACCCACCCCAGUUUCCCUACAAACAUGCUCGAAGAAAGCCUCGCAGAGUUGGAAACAUGGGUAGCUUCGUCUAAGGUCAGCAGUGCUCCAACAGUCAACAUCACAGCACCGAGCCAAAGUGACGAUGUAGAGCCAUCGGGUGCAUCUAACGAUGUCUCUCAAGACGAAGUCAAGGAGCUGAAGAAGCAGCUUGCCAGCCUACAGCGCAUCCAGAAGGUCACAUUUUCGCAACUGUCGGAACUGCGCGAGGAGAAAGAAUACUUCGUAGACAAGGAAAAGAAAAGAGCUGAACGUGGGAAGGCGAAAAAGAAAGCAGGCCCCGCCAACGGCGAUAACGACGUGGAGAUGAGCGACGGCGACGACAGUGUCGAGCCAUAA